CUCGUCGGCGUUACAACGGAAAGCCACUCGUCGCUGGAACCAUAUCGUUCGUGAUACUUGGCGGAAUAUCCCGCAUUUAGACGUUGGUUACUGAGCGUGAAGUUCCCGAUCCUGAAACGGUUUGAGUACGCGACAAGAGAAUAAGAAAAGACUAUCAUGAAGAACGUUGUGUGGGUAUGCGUUAUGUGCGUGCUGCUUAGUUUGACCUCCCUCGAAGCUGGGCCUCUUCGCUGGUGGUUCCGCUGGUGGCAACUUCAACGCAAUCCGCCCACCAGCUCCAGUCUCAUCUUCGAAGACUGCGGCACCAAAUAUGACGUCCUAUCGAUAAAUUUGUCCAGCUGUAGUGCCGCACCAUGCACGAUGCAACGUGGAACGACCGUCGGGGUUAAGGCUGAAUUCACGGCAAACGGCGCCUCGACGGAUAGUAUUCUGAAACAUGAAGCUUACUUCAUUCUAAAUAACGUUAAAACGAAGGCCACUAUCACUCCGACUACUUGUGAGGGCUCUGUUUGCCCAUUGCAGGGAUCUGCGGGCCUGUUGUUUUCUGCUGAUAUCUACGUCAAUCCUAGUCUGCCUCCGAUUACUGGAAAGCUGCGCUGGGAGCUAACAAAUAGCAAGGGCGAUACUUUGCUCUGUUAUCAACUGCCGGUGUGCAUCGCCUAACUUCCGGAAAGACAUCGGAAAACGCUUUACGGUGCGUUUAUAACAACACCCAAAGAAUCGAUUGAGAUUAUAAGAAUUCCGCCGGAAAUCAAAUUACAAAUGCGGGCUGGAAACACUUAUGUUGUGUUUUCAAUGGUG
Molecule: messenger RNA, 801 nt
Organism: Anopheles bellator
Lineage: Eukaryota; Metazoa; Arthropoda; Insecta; Diptera; Culicidae
Gene: Npc2f
Product: NPC intracellular cholesterol transporter 2
Exons: 4
Coding region: 157-663 (168 amino acids)
Biological process (GO): sterol transport
Molecular function (GO): sterol binding
Source: RefSeq, a predicted model, not a curated record